Messenger RNA from Rotaria sordida, 972 nucleotides. The record is from the annotation of a GenBank genome assembly. Lineage: Eukaryota; Metazoa; Rotifera; Eurotatoria; Philodinida; Philodinidae.
AUGAUUGAAAUGAUGAAUUUCGAUAAUCUCUUUCGAUGUUUUAUAUUCAUUCAAUCAUUUGUACGUGGUUGGAGAAAUCCAUUUCAUUUACAAGAAAGUUUUACCAAUCGACGUGGAAAAAUUGGUUUAAGAGAUGAGUGUUUAGAAAUUGUACCAGCUGAAAAUAAACAAAAAGGUAAUCAAAAUUAUAUAAAUGCUCGAUUUCGUUCAUCACUUGCCAAUUAUUUACCACAUUUGGUUCCAUCUCAAACAGCUACAGCUCAUUUUCAACUUGUUCUGUCACGUGAUCAAGGUUUUAGUCGACGAAGGUUAUUUACUGCAGUCCCAUUAAUUAAUCAAUAUCCUAUAGGUUCAAUUCUUCUUGAAAAUCCAUAUUAUGGUUUAAGAAAACCACCAGAUCUACUUUAUUGGUGUCAAAAAAUGAAAUUAACAUCAGCUAUUCUACAUGGUUUUUCCCUUGGUGGACAUAUGGCUUCAUUAGCAUUUACAAAAUGGCCUGAUCUACCUUCUCGACAAUUCUAUAAAAAUAAAGCCUCUCAAACAUUUUAUGAUUAUUUACGUGAACGAAAUCGAUCAAUAGAUUCAAAUAAAAUUGUUCUCAAUCUUAUUAAAGAUAUGAUGCGUCUUCUUAUGGAUGAAUUUACAUCUUUAUAUAAUUAUUCAUGUUCGAUACAGAGAUGUCCACAGGGCGCUUUUCCCGGCCCUGCCCUGCCCUGUUCUGCCCUGCCGUGCAAAAAGAAAGUAUGUCAAAAAAAUUUGUGCCCUGCCCUGCCCUGCAGGACAGGGCAGGGCAGGGCAGGGCGCAGGGCAUAGUGAAUAUUUUAAUUCAAUAUCUUCGUAUUAUUAGGAUACAAUGAAAACCUACUACUUGCAUUCAUGUCAGAGCAGGUCUAUUGAUUUACUUCCUAUAGUACAGAGCAGAGCUUGUAGUGACGAUAUACACGAAGAAAAUUAUGAUUAAAGUUCGAAAAA